Solea solea (common sole) is the source of this 3758-nucleotide messenger RNA. It is a transcript of the gene leng9, whose product is annotated as leukocyte receptor cluster (LRC) member 9. NCBI's taxonomy places the organism in Eukaryota, Metazoa, Chordata, Actinopteri, Pleuronectiformes, Soleidae. The record is from RefSeq and is a predicted model, not a curated record. The transcript is spliced from 8 exons. Bases 614 to 2341 code for a protein of 575 amino acids. Gene Ontology annotation, molecular function: metal ion binding.
GUGGGAAAUAACUGGUUGAGCAGGCCAGUGUUCGCCCUUAGCGCCAGCAUUGUCGUAAUAUUAAAUACAAAUGAUCAUUUAUUGAUUUCUAUGUGUGUAGCAAUUGGUUUUCACACAGUUUAUAUUUUUUCUAUAAAAUUGGGAAUUAUUGAUCAGUGGCUGGCGGUUUUCCUCACUGUGGUUAUUGGUCUUAACAACAUAACUUGAAUGCAGCAUGUGCAACAGCUCUUAACUUUUUAAAGAAAACGUUGAUUUUAAACAGACUCGUGUGUUCAAUCGAGGUUCUAACAAUAAAGAUUAAAUCUGUUACAUACAUUUACAUAGCAUAGGAAACAUAUUUAACUGAGUAACAUAAAGAAAUACUGUUUGAAUGAUUCAUAUUUUCUACGAACGAAAAAAAACUACACUACCCUUUGACAUUUUCAGCUUCUUGUUUUAAACUACAGUACCCAUACUUCUCUCCGGGCAACACACGGGGAAGAUAGUAUAAACGCCGGUUAAUACGUUGAAACAAAGGUGAAGGUGUGGUCACAGGAGCAAACACCACAGAGAAAAUUGCAGAGAUCGUAUUCUCUGAACUAGCACAUACUGUAAUCAAACCAGGUGCGUGACCAUGGCAUCAGAGGGAUCGCAGGUGUCUUUAGAUUCACCCGAGAAACACAUGGAUCAGGGGACCCACCUGGCAGACACACCCACUCCUGAGGCAGGAGACCUAGGUGAAGACUCUUUAAAAACCACUGCAGUCACAGAAUCGGCAGAAGGGGAACAGGAUGGAGUGAAAGUGUGCCAGUUUUUCCUGAAGGGAAAGUGUCAUUUUGGACAACGAUGUCGCCUGUCUCAUAGUGAUCCAUCACCAGAUGAUUCAGGGGAAGUGUCUCCUGAUCAGGAUGACACAGUGGAUGGAAAAAAGAUGGAACAACAACACAAGAAGAAAGGCAAAGGGAACAAAGCACAAAAGCAAGAAUACAAUCAUGGAAAAGAGGUGAACAAAAAGCCUCGCAUGAGAACAGCAGAUGACGUUAUCUCCCGUAUCCAGUGGGACCCGACAGUGGAUGCAUCAGAAUUUGUAGUGGGUUAUUUGGACCGCUUCCUUGGUGUAGUGGAGCGUCCCUUCUGUGAAUUCAACUGGGACACCAACCCCUGUGACUGUGAUUACUCAUCUGAACUGGCCCUGCCCAGACACAGGAUCCAGUACUUCACCUACAGAGGGCACCGCAUCUGGGACCGCCACACCAGAACUGACAGGGUGUUUGGUUCCACUGGUCAAUCUCUGGCUCCCCCCUUUGGAAAGGAGGAGGAAGUAAAGGAAGUCCAGGAGACACAACAAGACUGCCUUAAAACAACAGAGGAGCAGCCACCUGCUGGUAGUGGGAAGGAGGAAUGUGACACUGGGGAGUGUACUCCUACGGAGAAUACACAUCUGGAGGAAGAGAAGCAGAAUGAGAUGAAUAUUCAAAGCCCUGACUCAACACAAGCGGCUCUGAAGUGUGGCGGAAACACUUCUGAGGAACAGCAGGAAUCUCAGGGAACAUGUGUUGUGAUGGAGGCUGCAAAUAGCCUCAAGACUUCAGAGGAAAUGCCUCCCUCCCAAAAAGGAGAAGUGAGUCUAAAGGAAGAGUGGGAGGAAGAAACUUUGGAAGAAUGUCAAGAAAGCAGAGAAGUCAACGGAGAUGCUUCAAGCGUUCUCAGAGCCUUAGACAAUCGCCAGGAGCCAUCAGCACCUCUGGAGCAGAGAGAAGAGAAACAUGGUGGUCGCCCUCCAAAAAAAAGACCCACUCACUUCAUCACGUUCAGGGCCAACACUCCCGCUGUCCUCUCCUGUUUCCAGCAGCUCCAGGAUGAACUCACCUCCCUUUUGCCCUCCUCUGCCUCUCACUGGCACACUGCCUCCAGCCUUCAUGUCACCCUGUGCCUCCUGGUGCUGCAUGGCCCAGCUGAGGUGGCCACUGCUGUGGAGAUCCUGCGACAGUUUGCCCAUUUCGAUCGCAACCCUCCAGUGGCUGUGACCUUUCCAGUGAAGCUGAAGCAUUUCAAUGGCAAGGUGCUGUACCUGAGCCCCCAGCCUCAACUACAACUCCAGCAGCUCAACAAUGGCCUGCAGGAAGCCUACAGGAAGGAGGGCUUACUCCACAGGGACUCCUACAACCCACGCUACCACCUCACUCUGGCCAAGGUAGAGGACAAGGAGGGAGAGAGGAUUUUUUAUGGGGUGGGUGACAUGAAGGUUGGGAAGGGUUUAAACUUGGGCCGCCUGCCGAUCAACACCUUACAUCUUUGUGCUAUGGGCAGUCCUCGUGUCGAUGGUUUUUAUGAGCGGGUGUGCACAGUACAGCUCAGAUAAUAGCAGAGCAGUGAGCCCUUUCACAUCCACACACUACAAACAUCUUUAUUAUUACAUGACAUGCGAUGUGCAAUAUCACAGUGCUGCAUUUGGACGGGAGUGUAGCGUUAUGCAGUAUUCCCAAACAAAUCUAAUGUUUAUAUUCAAAUUCUUUAGGUUAGUUAUCGAUCAAAAGACCCUGUUCAGACUUGAUAUUAACACCCAUACAGGUCUGAACACUCGUGUGUGAUCAGAUCAGUGAGGAUGGGUUUUUAUACCAGGUCUGAAUGGAGCCUUAAAGGGCCUAAUUGGGUGUAAAGUCAUCCUUGAUGCAGAGCUCACCUCUCUGUGUUCAAUUAUAAUAAACAUCACAUGUUGUAUUUUUCUAAACCUUCAUAUUUAAGAGGAAACACAUGGUUUUAAUCUGUACUGGUGCAAAGAGUCAAAAGUCUAGUGUAGGGGUGUCAAAUGUACGGCCCACAGGCCAGAGCUGACCAACCACUGGGUCCAAUCCGUCCCCCAGGAUGAAUUUGUGAAAAUUUCACAUUCUGAUUAGAAUCUAAACAUAAUGUGAAAUAUUUAAUUUUGCACUUACCAAUAAAUAUAAAUAAACUUAGGCGUAAUACUGUUGAAAUUGCACUUAUUUUUCUCAAGAAAUUUCAGGUUGAUCAUAUUAUGUUUUGUAAAAAGAUACUUAAUUCAAUGUAAAAUAAAGGGAAACAUUUUGAGUGCUAAUAGGUUAUUACAGUAUGCUAUUAUUAGAUUGAUCCGGCCCACUUGAGAUCAAAUUGUGCUGUAUGUGGCCGCUGAACUAAAAUGAGUGUGACACAUCUGGUCUAGUGUGUAAGAAUUAGUGAGAUCUAAUGGAGCUAAUGGACUGCAGAUUGUAACAAACAGAGGAAUCCUCUGCUCACCGCUCUCUUUCCCAUGCACGUCAGUGAACUACUGUGGCCCUCACCUACCAGAACAGAUGCCAUUAUUUAUUUGCAUAGUGAGCGUCAAACUUCAAAGUAUAAAAUGCUCGUCUUGGCUGAUUUGUCUAUUCGGGCUACUGUAGAAACAUGGUGGUGCACCACAAAGCUUAUUCUAAGGCUCUGAAAAUCAAACAAUUUUACAUUUAUACAAACUUACUUGUUAUUAGAUUUCUGCCAAUUAACCCUCAUAUAUGUUACACACUGUACAUUUGAGGAUGUCUCUUUUUACAAUACCUAUUUCUUUAAUAUGCAAACACAGGAGAUUUUUCACCCAUAAAUCUCUCCACUGUUUCACUACGACACAGACUGGACAUAUGUACCUGCCAUGAAUUUUAUGUUUUUACUUAAAAACCAUGAAUUGAACUAAAUUUUUCCCUGCAGCUCAUAAUUGUACAAAUUAAAUUAUGAUGACUUGUAAUCGGCCGCUGAUGAAGGACAUUAAAUAUUGAAUUGGUCAUUUAAAA